CCGGGGCGAACAGAGCGACUCAAGUACCGCACCGUCUGUUUUCGCGGUCGCAGCUUCACUUCGGCACACUUCGAUCCAUCUCGAACUGUCUCAGUGGGCGCGGAAACACCGGCGGAAUGCAUACGUGGACAUUCGAAACCUAUUAGUAAGGGUAAGCCUUCUAGUGGCCGUGAUUAUCUUGGUUCGCUAGUCCAAUGAAAGUGGAAGCGGUUAUACGACGCUGCAGAAGGAUACUUCCACGUACUGCAUAGGUAUGUGGCAUGUGUAAAGCUUACGGUCGAAUGCGACCACUAUGUAAGACCGGUAAGCCUUCUGAUCUUAUCUGGUCCGCGGGUUGAGAGCUGUUGGAUUUGAUGUAAUUCUAACCCCUAUGUUUACAUCAAUCGAAGAAUUUUGCGCUGUCGAGCUAUAAAACGUCAGAGAUCCUUCAGAAGCCCUCAGUACAGACAACUCAUUUCACAAUGUCUUCAUCAGUAUGUUCCACGGAACACUCGACGAGGCGAUUCUAUCCACCCGCCGAUGGAUCCCUCUUUGUACCCGAGAUGCUGGAAUACAUCGCGCGACACAGCCCAUACCACCCCUUCUUUGUCUACCCCGACGAACAAAGCAACGAAUUGCGCAGUAUUUCACAUCUCGAGUUCUACCGCGCGUCUCAGCGAAUUGCCCAUGCUGUCCGCCCAGAUCCCCAGGGUCACGACGGAGAAGUCGUCGGCAUUGUCGCAAACAUCGAUUCCAUUCUGUACCAGACAUUGUUCAUGGGCAUAAUUUAUGCUGGCUGGAUUCCAUUACCUAUAUCACCCAGAAAUUCGUCUGCGGCCAUCAUCAACUUGCUCAAGACAACCAAGUCUCAUCGUUUGAUAGCUACCCAAAGCUCACUUGGAGGUCACAUUUCGGAGGUCAAAAGGGAGUUAGCCUCACAUGGGGACGAGGUAUACGAUCUCCAGAUCGACGAACCUCCGACCUUAGCGACAAUGUAUCCAUACAUGAACGAAGAAACUAUUAACUCGCCUUUCACUCCUUAUGCGAAGGGUGAAAUAAGCAACGACCAUGUUAUGUUUUAUCUUCACUCUUCUGGGAGCACUGGUUUCCCAAAACCAAUCCCGAUAACCCACCUCACUGGGAAGCACUACUGUAUCAUGACCACGAUGACCGAGCACCGAGCGCUAGGCUACGACGUCCGAGUAGCUGCUGGUCACCUUCCCCCCUUUCACAUCAUGGGCGUAUUCAUGCAAAUCUUUUUAUCGAUCACAUCUCUCCAAAGCAUCUCUGUGUACGCCCCAACCUCAUAUCACGACCUCACGAAACCUCCCGUCGUCGCGAACGCCCAGAAUGCGCUCGAAAAUGCCAUACUCACCGGGUCCGGAGGAUUGUUAGUUGUACCAGCAUUUCUGGAGGAAUGGGCUUCAAUGCCAGAGUCUGUCAAGCAACUCACCAGAUUUUUGCAUGUUACCUAUGGCGGCGGCCCUCUUGCCAAGAAGGCAGGGGACGCACUCGUUAAUGCCGGUAUGAAACUCGGAUCCUUUUAUGGCGCUACCGAAGUCGGCGCAUUCGUAACAUGCAUCCACACUCCAGAAGAUCAGAAAGAAUGGGAAUGGGUACGUCCAGGCCCAAACACAUGCGUGCGGUGGGCACCCUUGGGCGAUGGAACGUUCGAGUGUCAGCUGUUGUCGUCCGAGACCCACCAAGUAUCUGUCGAAAACUUGCCUGAUGUGAAGGGUUAUGCAACCUCCGAUGUAUUCAUAAAACACCACACCAUCGAAGGGCUCUAUAAAGUUGUUGGAAGACUGGAUGACGUCAUCAUGUUGUCGACCGGCGAGAAAACCGUGCCUGCGCCAAUGGAAAGCGUUAUCGGAACCAGUCGCUAUGUGUCAGGCGGAUGUAUGUUUGGCCGGGGUCGCCCCCAAGCUGGCGUUCUCGUCGAGCCGAAACCAGAAUAUGCAAUCGAUGUGAAAGACGAGAAACUAGUGGCCGAAUUCAGAAACUUGAUAUGGCCUGUGGUCGAAGAAGCGAACAAGGAUGCACCUGAUUUCAGUAGAAUUUUCAAAGAAAUGAUACUGGUCACGAGCAAGGACAAGCCUAUGCUACGCACGGGCAAGGGUACUGUGGCGAAAAAGGCAACCCUGAGUUUGUACGAGUCAGAGAUUGAUGCACUGUACAAAUCUGUAAAGGCAAGCUCCACGACUGGCAUCGAGGUUCCCUUGCCAUCGGAAUGGACGGCUGUCAAACCUGUGGACCCAGACGUGGACUUAUUCGAGCAGGGUUUCGACAGGAAUUGCAUCAAUGGCUCUCUCAAAGCGUCUCCAGACCAAAACAUCCGCGAGGCUGUGUCCCGUAUCAGCCAAAAUAUCGUUUUCGCCAACCCUACCCUUAGAGGACUUUCUAAACAGCUCGUCAAUAUAAUUACUCACAAGGCAGACACCGUCGAUCCCAAAGCAGAAAUCGAAAACAUGGUAAGAAGGUAUUCGUCGGGCUUACCAGGUAAACGUGUCAGUGGCAUUUCGGCCAGAAGAGACGGAGAUGAACCACAUGUCGUCCUCGUGACUGGCUCGACCGAUGCACUGGGCUCCUACAUGAUCGCGUCCCUCAUGCAGAGAGAGGAUGUCGUGCGGAUAUACGCCUUGAACAGGCGAUUAAAAACGUCAACGUCUCAAGAGAGGCGGCUUUCUACGUUCCAGCAUCAUACGCGAUUCAGUUACUAUCAUCAUCCACACCGCUUGGCGGAUCGACCUCAAUCUGUCGUUGGCAACGUUGGAACCAAAUGUUCGGGGAACGCGGAAUCUGAUAGACCUCGCGCUGGCAUCGCAGAAGAUGCAGAAGCCGCGGUUUAUGUUUACCUUUCGAUCGCGUCUGCUCAAAAUUGGGAUACGAAGAGAGGUCAAGUGCCGGAAGAUGUAAUUGCUGAUGUUUCUGUGGCAGUUGGCAACGGGUAUGGUGGUAGUAAAUAUGUUAGCGAAAGGAUCCUGGAAAUGAGCGGCUUACCAGCUGCAUCAUUCCGGAUAGGACAGGUUACCGGUGCCGCUCCCUGUGGCGCAUGGUCAAUCACGGAAUGGGUCCCCAUAACAAUAAAGUCUGGUGUGACGCUUGGGAGGCUGCCAGACCUUGGCGUGAGUGUUGCAUGGCUGCCGAUGAAUGCCGUAUCGGGAGCCAUCCUCGAUGUCGCCUUGAGUGAUAACGAGCUCCCGACCAUGGUGAACGUUGCACACCCUCGCCCAGUGGAGUUUGAGGCUGUCAUGAAACCGAUCAGUGAUGCCCUAUUCGAGAAGAAGAUAACGAAAGAGCGACUUCCUCUUUUACAUUUGUCUGAUUGGUUCCACAGGCUGGAGAAACAAGCAGUCAAUGCGAACGAAGAAAAGUUACGCCAAGUGCCUGCUAUCAAGCUGUUUGACUAUUUACGCGCGUUCGAUCAGCAGUCAUCUGGCCGGAACACUAGCAUUCUUGCAGUAACCUUCGCCACCGACAGAGCUGAGAGAGUAUCCGUGGGAUGGUUCCGAGAUGAGGUCUGA
This is a messenger RNA of Pisolithus orientalis, 3503 nucleotides long. RefSeq names its product putative aminoadipate reductase. Bases 462 to 3503 code for a protein of 1013 amino acids. The record is from RefSeq and is a predicted model, not a curated record. Lineage: Eukaryota; Fungi; Basidiomycota; Agaricomycetes; Boletales; Pisolithaceae. The transcript has 15 exons.